Molecule: messenger RNA, 1272 nt
Organism: Daldinia childiae
Lineage: Eukaryota; Fungi; Ascomycota; Sordariomycetes; Xylariales; Hypoxylaceae
Exons: 1
Coding region: 1-1272 (423 amino acids)
Molecular function (GO): metal ion binding
Source: RefSeq, a predicted model, not a curated record
AUGGCUAACACGAAUAACAACCAAUACGUCGGGAGAACAGGAGCUGGCAGCCAGCGGCAAGUUUACAGUUCCAACUCUACUCCUAGUCCCCGACCAACGCAGAACCAAAUACCACUACCUCAUUACUUCAUCGUCCGCCCAGGAACGACAAAGCACACCGCGUCGGGCACAGUAACCACACCCGGACCUAUCGUGCCCCUCAUCGCCGUAGACCAACUACCUGAAUGGUUGGACUUAUUCGGGAUACCGCGCGAGCUAAGCGUUGAGCAGACCGUUGGUCUCCGCAACCUAGGAACCGCGAUCAGAAAUCCCAAGUUCUACCAGGUGUAUAUGCAUAAUGACCUCCAAGCAACUCCGACUGCUCACCAGGAGGACUAUCACACCCUACGGGACCGAGUGCAGAGUACGAAUGAUAGCGGACUAAUGCCUAUCGACACUCCCAUAAUAUCCACUUCCCCCUCCGCCUCAUCAUCGACAACGUUGACGUCGGCAGAGGAGGGAUCAACAGCAAGUUCGCGGGUAGAUCCAAUCUCGGAAUCCUCUCCUAGCCCCAGUGGUCCCAAUACCCAAGCCACUAGCAUCAGCAACCCCCAUACCAAACCAGCCAAAACUAGACCUAACAGCACUAAUACCACAACUGGAAGCCAACAUCCAAGAUUCGCCUCACCAGCUGUAGCAAGCAGCACACCCCCCACAAACCCAUACCCCUUCAUCCCCGCCCCCGCCCUUGCCCCCGCUCACUUCCUCCCAUCCUGGUUACCCCCAUCCACCACCCGCACCAAACCCCACCACCGACCCAGCAGCCGCAGCCACAGCCACCACACCAACGGCAGCCCCUCAAGCACAUACUGCAAGCACUGGUGCCACCGCGGCACCUGCCGCUGGGGCGCGCAAUGCCGGUACGCGCAUGAGAUGCCGACGACGGCCGCGGGGCUGCGCGACGUCGGGCUCGCGCACCACCCGGCGUGGUAUACGACCGCGGUGAAUAUGGCUUUCGGGCCGGGCGGGUUCGCCAGUGGUGGAGGUGGUGGUGGUGUGUUGCGGUAUAGGGAGAAGGAGAGGGUAGAGAAAAGGGGGAAGAAGAGCGCGGGAGCGGGAGCGGGAGCAGGAAAGGCGAAGGGGUUAGAUGGGAAAAGUGGUGGUGGUGAUGAUGAUAGGGCGUCGACGGAGGUUGAGCUGCGGAAAGAAGACGCCGCGGAAGAGAAAGUGGGUGGUGCUAGUGACUUGGGGCAAAAACAAUCGGAUAUUGUUGAGAAAUUAGUUGAGAUCUAA